AGAAAGCACGUUUUGGCUGAUCUUCAGCCUUACAUCUGCACAUAUCCAGAUUGUAAAUUGAACGACUAUCCAUUCGAAAAUAAGGAAGAGUGGUUCAAUCACGAGACACAAUCUCAUCGCUAUGAGUUGUUCUGCAAUACCGAGGGACAUGCAUCAUUCUGGGAAGCGUCCGGCUUCUUAGAACACAUGAAGAAAGAUCACGAAGACUGCGUGAAUGAGAACCAGUUACCGGCCCUACGUCGCAUGUUCGAACAACCUACACACCCAACAUCAGGGGCUUGCACUUUGUGCCAAAAGCAGGCAGUAAAGCUCAAAACACACCUCUCGCGACACCUAGAGCAGCUCUCAUUAUUUGCAAUACCCCAA
This is a messenger RNA of Lindgomyces ingoldianus, 366 nucleotides long. RefSeq lists its product as uncharacterized. The record is from RefSeq and is a predicted model, not a curated record. The annotation marks the transcript as partial. NCBI's taxonomy places the organism in Eukaryota, Fungi, Ascomycota, Dothideomycetes, Pleosporales, Lindgomycetaceae. The transcript has a single exon.